This is a messenger RNA of Oldenlandia corymbosa var. corymbosa, 2095 nucleotides long. Lineage: Eukaryota; Viridiplantae; Streptophyta; Magnoliopsida; Gentianales; Rubiaceae. The record is from the annotation of a GenBank genome assembly.
CAUAGACCUGAUUACUACUUCAACCUCGUAAUUAGACCUGGAGUAAUCCUAAAAUUAUGGUUAAAUUUCAGUUUUUCACAAUUUUAGAGGGAAAUUGAUGAUUUCAACAUACUUUUGAGGUAAAAUAAUUAAGCCCAGUAGUAAAAUAAUUACAAAAGAAAAAAAUACAGGAUAAUCUGGCCGACCGACUGAACACGUCCCCCGGUUUACAAAGGCCGCUCAAACCUUUGUCUUGGAGAUGCAAUACGGAGUGUGAGAAUCAAUCUCUACUUAGGGUUUUAGUUUCAGUUUUUAUCUAUCGAACAUGUCCCAAGCCAUCCAUUUCAUGGCUAGCGGUUUUCCAGGACUCGGCCCACCUGACAGCCAAUGUCUUCCAUGUCGUGAAGUUCUUGGAAGUGCUGUUUGUGCCUCGCCGUACCCUUCCCGUAGUCAGAGCAAUAACAGCUUGAAGCUCAAUCAUUCACGAUGUAACACCCGGAAUCCAUCUCUCAUAUGUAGAGCAAGUUCUGGCGGUCAUCGAAGAAACUCUGAUUUCUCAAGACAAAAUAAACAAGGAUCAUUUCGGAAGAGGAAUUGGCAAAAUGAAGAUCGAGAUGGUUAUGACAAUCUUGAAGAAUCUGAUAUGUUAUCUUCCAGAAAUGGGCCACUUCUUUCAGCCUCCGGCAAUUCGAGAUUCCAAGCCACCGCAACUCCUGGACCAAGAGAAAAGGAAAUAGUUGAACUAUUCAGAAAGGUUCAGGCUAAGCUCCGACAAAGAGCAGCGGUCAAGGAUGAGAAGAAGACCGAGGAGUCGCAGAAAAAAGGGAAAGAGAGUGAAACUGUUGAUUCUCUGCUUAAGCUUUUAAGAAAGCAUUCAAUUCAACAAGGGAAGGUAAGUAGUGAUAUCAGCAUCAGCAACAGCAGCGAGUUCAUCUUAGAUCAGCCUGUGCAGAAUGGGCUGAUUUCUGAUGAGAGAAGCAAUACUACGUUCGACUCAAAUAGCAGUGUCACACAUGUGAAACAAGAAAGUGAAGCCCCUAUUAUUAGUCGACCGAGGUCAAGCUUCCAGCGUAGGUCUCCUAUACCUCCAGUGGAAGUUCAGCCUGUGUUCUCUGGUGAAAAUUCUAAGCAGUCUGUUACGCGGGCUAAUUCUGAGAAGAAAAUGGAGACGACUUUGGAGCCUCUAUUUGAUGUUGAACCUGAAGCGGAUCCUCCUUUCUCAGAAGAGGAUGAAUUUGAUGAAAUAUCCGAGGAUGAAAUUUCAGGGAUUUAUGAUGAUGUUGAUGAUGAGGUGGAUGAUGGCAGUGGCAUCGAGGAUGAUGAAGAUGAUGACAAUGAGACCGAUGAUGUACCAGAACCUAUUGCGGCUGAAGAAAGCAACUUAAGUGAAAUGAAGCUAACAGAACUCAGGGCACUAGCGAAGUCCAAGGGGUUGAAAGGAUUCUCAAAGUUGAAGAAACAAGAGCUUAUUGAUUUGCUUGUUGGAGUCUAGAUCUGUUUGAUUUCUGCGCUUACUGGUAUAUUCAACUGUCCCUUUCUAAUUCUCUUCAGGCCACUACAUCCAGAUCUUGGUAGCCUUAAAGUUUGUCAUUUGCGCUCACGUAGUUAAACAUCAUUUUGUUAAACUGAAGACAGUUUUUCAGUAAAUUAGGAUUCAAUGACUUAUUUGCCUCCCGCUCUUUUCCUUCUCAGCAACAUCAUAUGAUGUCUUGCAUGGCUGUAGCACAUUCGAGUGCUUGAUCUUGGAAAAAUAAUAUGCUCUAGUCGUAAUCUGCAGCUGCAUUUCCAGCAUGGUUGCAUAAGAUUUUGGGUCUUCACUUAUGUGUUACAUGUGUAUCUAAGUUAGUAAGAUAAUAUUGUUAUAUUUGCCAGUUUAAUGGCACGCAUUUUUUUCCCCCCUUCUCUCGGUUGUUAGAAGGUGGAGGGGCGCUUAUCCUAAUCAAUAGAUGAUUAAUGAAACUGUCAAAAUCAGGCAACUGAAGAUGAGUUGGCAUUUGGUUCGUGCCAACCUCAGAGGUAGUUAAGUUGACCAUAUGUAGCCGCUAUUUUCUAUUUCCACGAUAUCUUGUUUCUGGAUUCUGGAAUCCUUAGCCAUUCCUGGUAAUAAUAACUCCUC